GUGGUGCUGCAGUCCGGAAGACUUGGGAUCUAGUAGGCGGAGAGAUAUCUGAAGAUCUCAUUAUAAAUACACACUAGAGAGCUAUGAAGGAGAGCCAAGUUGUCACGAAUUAAAUUCUGGACUGGAUAUCCCAUUAUGUGGAAGAAAUGCACAUUCCAGUGAUUGCUCAGUCCCCAUGAUUGUUUCAUCAUGCAUCCCCAAUCCUGCCAAGAGACCCAGGAAAACCAGGUGCUUUACGGCUAUCCUGUCAACAGCAACCAGUAUGGGCAGCCAGUCAGUUGGAAAUGGCCAGGGAGUUCCAAGUUCCCAAGGAAUCCCAAGUUCCAAUUUCAACCAGCAGGUCAAUUCCAGUCAGCAUCACCUUUCAUCACAGCAUGGAACAUACCCCUCACAGGCUAGUUACCAUGGAAAUGGAUCUCAUGUAAUAUCAUCACCAAAUUGGAAUUCUGCUUGCCCACCUGCAGUUUCAGCCUCAGUCUCAACUUCAGGUCCUUAUUACAGUUCCUGUGGAUACAGCAUUCAACCAGACAAUUCCCAGAUGGUACAGUCACAUCAAGGAGCUGUGGCACAACCUACACACACACAGCACCGGCAUGCGAUAAACGGCUCACAAAUGCCUGUGGCACAAAGCACCACUAGGCAACCUCAAUCACAAAUAACACAGAACUGGUGUGUGCAGACCAACUCACACACAAACAUAAAUGUUGUCCCAAAUGGAAGUGUCCAACCUCAGACAACUGUUAACAAUCUGAAUGUCAAUAGAGCAUCUCACUCAGCAGUCAAGCAGUCACAGCAGUCAAGCUGUGUUACAGUUAAUAAGCAGAAUGUUCAAAACAGAUCUGCUCUCACAUGUCAGGCUAUGGCCCAGUUGGAGUCCUUCUGUCUACAUUAUAUUUCAAACCAAGACCGGUAUGGACAACACACGCAACGCAAGAGAAAGAAGAAGGUGGCCCAUGCAUAUCCACCAAAUUCAGUUAAUAGUGAACUGCAAAAUAUCCAGACGAAAGGCAGGUCGAGCUCCGAAGGCCCUACAUUACAACCAAAGCAAAAUAGCUUGAUUCCCAAUGGAACAAAUGGACAAAAUGUGACACUGGUCUCAUCACCUACCUCACGGUUGUCCAGCCAUGACUUUGGCAAUGACGUAAACCACAGGGAGAUUUCAAGGAGAAAUGUGAUUGGUAAUUCUCCUACCACUUCAUCCACAAUAGCUUCUCAAUGUCACUACUCAAACAUCUCAACCCACUCACCUCCUCUCUCCUCUGAUGUACAGAGGUUGAACCCUUCUUAUCCUUAUGGACCACACUCACAGUCAGCCCCCUCUCAAAACAUGAACGUUCCCUCUUGUUCCACUGAUUUGCCCCCCUCAACCACCAGAGACAAUAGUCUGUCCCCUCCAGAUAAUGUCACAGUGUCAGAUCUGUACAACCACCAUACACCAAACUUGCACAACAAACCUGCCGUAACUCUGCAAGACAGAAAUACUUUGCUCUUGAAUCUCCUUGUAACAAAAGACACAUGGAAUAUUGACCAAAGCAUUGAAUUUAUGGGCUGCCAUGGCUCUAUUAUUCAAGGGCCCCCUAACAAAAGUGUACAGACACACAGAGCAGUUGCAGUCGUACCUCCUAUAUCAAAGCAACCUGGAGAUGGUGGCAAAGGGAAGGAAUGGGAUGACGCCCUUCCUAUCAACUGUGCACAGCAACUGCGUUCUCUUGCUGAUGACAAGAAAAUCAAGAAGGCCAUUGUUUUGCCUUUUGACACUGACAGUGCUGCUGUGAGGAAAACAUGUGUGAAGUCUGCAGAGGUUGGCUGUCGUCCUGAAGCUGAUGUCACUGAUGAGUCUGCAGUCUGCCACAACUUGAAUUCUCUCAAUAGCCUGUCCCCUGAAAACAAAGAUACUCCCAAGGACCAGAACAAUGAAGAGUUAUGUGGACCAGAUGUUUUCUUUGGCAUGCCUAUAGUGACGUUCAGUCUGAAAAUGGUGAAGAUAUUGGUGAUAGCCAUGGAGUUGAAAGAAGAGGAAGAAAGGGAAAAAAAUGAAAGCAGAAUGAACAACAAACCAGAAUUUGCAGAUGCUGUACUUGAUCUUUAUUGGGCUGGCAAAUAUCUCAACUACACUGUAGCAGAACUAGACGGUACAUUUGAAAAUAUAUUGAAGGAGGCUGCAAAGCUUGACACAAAAGAAGAUAAUAUGGUGUUUGAUGUCAUGGACGUGGAGAAUUUAAAUCAGCUGAAGCAAAAGGGCCAUAUUCUUACCAAUUGUUUUGAUUGUGACAUAGCCACAGAGUUAAAUAAAUCAUCGUGGAGAAAUGUAAAUGAUGAAUCAUUGGACAUUGACAGAGAAUUGGCAGAUGAAGAUUUUACAAGAGAAAUCUGUGGAUCAUUGCUGGAACAUUGUAAUCUAAAGUCACAGGAAAGACACUUGCUCAAUAGCAUCCAAGCCCCAGAUACCACAUCUCCCCAUGAGGACAGUGUGUCUCUGUCCAUCCUCACCACUGCGAAAAGACACAGCUUCUUUGCACAAUGAAAACUGUACAGCCAAAGCUGAGCAGACUAAACAUGUCAAACCUGAAAGUCAAGAUGAUCCUAGACAAAAAGUGACAGUCUCCACCACCAACAACAGUGAUAGACAAAGUGUUUCAAAAAAGGAAAACAAGGAAGAUGAUGUCUCCCUUCAGGUUUUAAUGUCUUUAAGAAAUCUCAAUAGACAUUCAUAUAAAAAAUCAGAUGCUGCUGACACUCAGAAGGACACAGUGUUUAACAUUCUCGAGAUGUCUGAGGAACAAACCUCACAACAUUGUUUAAGAAUAGGAUCAGAAAGCACAGCUGUUCUUAAAAUUAAAAAUUCAUCCUCACAAGAUUCUGUGGACUCGGGUCAUAACAGCAGAGACUUGGAUCAUGAGAUGAAUGUGCCUGAAGAAGGUUUGAAAUUGUCUGAAAGACUCUGUGAAGAGGUGGAAACAUCAGAAAAGGACUAUUCAGUGAGCCCAGCUGAUACGAUGUUGUCCAUCAAAUUAACUGCUUUGUCAUCUGAGAAAGAAGAUAAGGUUGAUUUUGAAAAUGUACAUCAGGACCUCAUUAGUUCUCCACAGACAGAUCCGCCAUCACCUAGCAAUGAGCAUUCAUAUGAGUCCCCGAAGAGUCCAGAUGAACCCAUGCUGUCAAUGAAAAUAACAGUGUUGUCAAUGGAGGAGUUUAAAGCAUUGUCAAAAGAAUUAUGGGUAGACUCUGAUGACAGUGUACACAAUGUUGCUCCGUCUUCUCCCAUUUGUCUUGACAGUGAAGAUGAUGAUCUGGAGGUGGACUUGGAGCACACUUUUAAGACAAUUGGAAAUUUGAGUCAAAUGAUGAAACAAGAAAAGAUUACUACAUUUGAAGAAGAGAUUCCAUCCUUUCCCUCCAUAGAGCAAGUGUUGAAACAGUGUGAAAUACAGACAAGUAGAACAGCUACAAAAGGGCUACCUAGUCCUCUUAAAGAUAGCAGGAAGGAGAAGGACACUCUGGAACAUCAACUUCCAUCCCAAGAUGCUUGCAGAAAGGACCAUGCUCUGACAACCCAUCAGGGAGCCAAGUCCCCUGGACUAGAGAUUCAUAUUCCUCACUCAUCAUCAUCCAGGGGGAUUAAAGCCAGCUCUCCCAUCUCUCCAUCUGCUCCCAUAAGGACAACAAACUCUGAUGUAAUGAAGGAAUCAAGUUCACUGGAGGCAGAAAGAUCAAGUAAUGAUCACGAGACCAGCAUCCCCACCAGCACUCUCCAGUCAGUAACCCUCAAAAAAUGUAGAAUGGAACCACUCGAAAAUUGUGAGAAUUCAAAGUUGACAGAUGUCCUGUGUCCAUCAGGCCAUUCACCCCUGAAAGUGACUAAGAAAUCUAAUAACUCCCAAAAGAUUGUUACAGACAUCACAAAGACACCAGACAAUAAAAGGCAUAUAGAUAAUGAUGUAAGCCUCAAUAAUACCUCAAGGGAGAAUGUUCUGAAUCUAGCAAGUACUUCAGAAAAUCCAGAAUUGCCAAAGUCUUCAGGUGUGCACAGGAAAAGAAAACGUGUAACGUUUAAGCUGUAUGGAUCCCAAAAAGUAGAUUCUAAGGAAGCAAAUGGAAUGGAUCAGUAUCACACAAAUUGUGACCGUAAUUUGCCUCCUCUACUUAAUAUUUUGUAUUCCCCUGACCAGACAUCUGCCAGGGACAAGAUCAGGAAAUGUUGGGGGGACAGUUUUGUGCCCACUCCUGUCAAAUGCAGAAUACUGUCAAGCUCAGAAGAUAAGAACAGGGAAAAGAAUGUGCCUGAAAGACCAGUAAAUCACUAUAAAUUACCUAGAAAGGACCAGGAAGAGCAGCAGCGAUCAUCUGACAAUGAACCCCAGUCAGAAAGGAAAUCGUCUGGCAAAGACAAGGAUAAGCAGCAGCAGCGAUCAUCCAGCAAGGAGCACCGGUCAGAUCACAGAAAGCGUAAACACAGGUCCUUCAGUCUAGGCGAAUUGAGACGGGAAGCUGAGAGGAGGAACACAUCCAAAAAAUCUCUGCAAGAAAAGCAAGACAUGGGACUACAUGUGAUUAAACGGUAUCAGCAGAUUCACAUGAAAGUGUGACCAAGAAUAACGACGAGUGAUAGAAAAUACUGAUAAUGAGAUUUAUUGAAAUUGCACCAGGAUGGGCCAAUUGUAUUCUGAUUUGUCUCAUAUCUGGAGGUGUAGUAAAUAAUCUGUCAUAUUGGAUUACUGUCUUGCCUGGUUGUUGGUAUGUAGCCCAGCAUUUUUAUAUUUUUAUGUUGUAUGUUUUAUAUUUGUUUUAUAUUUUAUAUUUGUUAAUACACUAUGCAGCAUAUUGUUGAUUGUUGACACCAUGUUACACCUUCAGGUUAAGGUUGAAUGAUGUCAUUUUUUACUGUUUGUUUUUUAUGGAUAUUUUUUAUCAACAACGUCAUGUCAAAUGUGUUUUUAUACAGUACAUAUUUUUUUAAAUAAAGCAAUACUGCAGCAACAUAAAGGAUAAUGCCCUAGCUAACAAACGUUGCGCUUGUACUGAAUGACCCAGAUCAAGGAUAAGAAUUUCCAGAAGAACAAAGGUGAAAAGUAAAUUACAUUGAAAAGUAGUGUUGGCAGUAAUAAAACACACAUAAUGUUGUUAUCUGUUAUUUUCGGAUGAUGACGAGAACUCGAGCACUCUGGUAAAACCCGAUCCAAGAAGACACAAAGAGACUGAAGAGAGCUGCCGUUGACCACAAAGUUUAAUUCACAAGUACUGUGCGAACAGAGAUGUGUCGUAAUGGGCAAGUCCCCAUGUACAGGAGUGCAUAAACUUUAGGGGAACAGGACAACGUGCUCUUACCGCAGAGUGGUACAUAGGCCUUCACUGGAAAACAUUUUUACACUCCAUAAAUUAUUUGCCUAAAAGUUAGAUUAUUGCAAAGUGGAUAGAAAAGAGGAUGUGAAUGCUUAGACGAACGUCUUACUAUAUAAAAUGUAUUUAUACAACCCCAAAACAGAAAAAGCUGGGUUGUUGUGUAAAAUGUGAAUAAAAACAGAAUAUAAUAAUCUGCAAAUCUCUUCAAUUUAUAUUUAGU
Messenger RNA from Alosa sapidissima (American shad), 5560 nucleotides. RefSeq lists its product as uncharacterized. The transcript has 3 exons. NCBI's taxonomy places the organism in Eukaryota, Metazoa, Chordata, Actinopteri, Clupeiformes, Clupeidae. The record is from RefSeq and is a predicted model, not a curated record. The coding region runs from base 2460 to 4586 and encodes 708 amino acids.